Messenger RNA from Aspergillus aculeatinus CBS 121060, 459 nucleotides. RefSeq names its product mitochondrial 54S ribosomal uL15m domain-containing protein. Gene Ontology annotation, cellular component: mitochondrial large ribosomal subunit. Gene Ontology annotation, biological process: translation. NCBI's taxonomy places the organism in Eukaryota, Fungi, Ascomycota, Eurotiomycetes, Eurotiales, Aspergillaceae. The annotation marks the transcript as partial. The record is from RefSeq and is a predicted model, not a curated record. The transcript has a single exon. Gene Ontology annotation, molecular function: structural constituent of ribosome.
AACGUCCUCAAACAACCCAUCCACAUCGUGGUCUCGCGCGCCUCGGCCGCCGCCAUCGCCGCCGUCGAAGCCGCCGGCGGCACCGUGACCACGCGCUUCUACACGCCGCGCGCGAUCCGCCGCAUCCUGAAGCGCGAGAUGCACCCGUUCGUGUCGACGGCGUGGACGGCGCGCAGCGCCCCCGCCGGCCUCCUCGCCGCCGAGGGCCUCGACAGCGACGCCGCCGGCCAGCUCGUCGAGAGCGAGAUCAUGCGCGCCAUGGGCUUCACCUACCGCCUGCCCGACCCCACCAAGCGCCGCGACAUCGAGUACUACCGUGACCCCGCCCACCGCGGCUACCUGAGCCACCUGCUCAAGCCCAUGGAGGGCCCCAGUUUGUUCUUCCGGUCGCCCGUCGAGCGCAAGACCGCCGCCGGCGCGCACAAGGAGAAGGUCCUGCCCGAGAAUCGGUUGUGGUAG